Molecule: messenger RNA, 10671 nt
Organism: Trichomonas vaginalis G3
Lineage: Eukaryota; Parabasalia; Trichomonadida; Trichomonadidae
Product: dynein heavy chain family protein family
Exons: 1
Coding region: 1-10671 (3556 amino acids)
Biological process (GO): microtubule-based movement
Cellular component (GO): axoneme; dynein complex
Molecular function (GO): dynein light intermediate chain binding; dynein intermediate chain binding; minus-end-directed microtubule motor activity
Source: RefSeq, a predicted model, not a curated record
AUGAAAAACACUAGACCUCAGCCGCCUGAGAAUCCUAGGGGUAGAAACCCAAGGAACAAGGAACUGAGUGAUAACGAGAAAGUGUUUCAAGCAUUAUAUGGAAAAGAAGAAGAUUUUAGAGAAGAUCAAAUCGCAAAAUUUUCACCAAGAUAUGCAGGAUAUUUGGGUGAUCCACUCAAAUCAACUACAAAUCUUCCACAAGCACCAUCUCCAAUUGAUCUUUCUGCUACUUCCCAAUUCGUUGAAUUUCAACCAACAAUUAAAGUGGCAAAAUCGACAGCAAAUCUUCCUACAACAAAUUUCGCAAACUAUUUAAAGAAAUCUCAACAAAAUAUACCGCAAAUUACAAUACCAAAACGUUCAUUCGGAAAAGGCGCAAUUUCUGCAAGGCCUCACGUUCUUGAACCGCUUGUUCCACAAGAACACAUACAAAUGAAUACACCACAUGCUGCUAAUGAUAAUUUGGCACUCUUUGACGAGGCAGAUUUUGAUGCACCCGAUUUUGAUAAACAAAUACAAAAUCAACUCAAAAAUGGACCUAUUCCGGCACAUAGUAUGUACAUGACCAAUGAUGGUAACUGCAGUUGGCUUCCUUGCACUGUUAUUUCUGUUUCUGGGAAUAAUUACACCAUUCGUUGGAACAGUAAUGGCAAGACAAAAGUUGUUCAUCGUCUUUCCGUUAGAUUGGACAACGAAGAUCAAGAGAGAUUCCAGCAAAGAAGAGAUGCAGCCGUUGCUCAUCGAGAAGAGACAGUACAAAACAUCAAACAACAAACAUACUUACAAAUGAAGACUGAAGAAGAGACAGUCACUCAAGAUCCAAAGAUGAUGGAAGAUAUUAUUCGAAUGUUACCGAAAAAGAUGCGAAUUUCACGUCAUCUUACUGGUUUAAUACAAGAGAUCAACCAUCUCUAUUCAUACGCCCAUACAAUUGUUGAUUUCCGUUUACAAUGGAAUGAUCCUGAAAAAGCUGAAGAAUUCAAGAAGGAAGGCAUCAUUCCUAUUGAGAAUACACUUACUGUUCUUGCAGGAAUGACCAGAUUAGAUCCAUCUAGGAUCAAAGCCCUGAAACUUGCAAAUUGUCAAAUGCUCGUUGCAGCGAAUGGCGAAUUAAUAGAUUUCCUUAGCGACGACUUCUUAACACAUGUUGCUAAAGGUAUUAUUACAACAACCAGCUUCGGAUAUUUCUUUGAAUCCCUCAAAGACGCCAUUCUUGCGAAGAGAAGACAUGCUUCUGAUAUUUUAGUUUCAAAUCUCGACCAAUACUUGACAAAAAUGAUUGUUGAGAACGAAGGAAUGAGGAAAUUAUGGGUAAAAAUGAUGAACUUGAGAUUCAACAACACAUUGGCAACAUUAGUUAUUGAUACUCUCAAAAGAUUAACACCGACAUUAACAAAAGAAAAAAUUCAUUUCGCUUUGUUUUGCCAUGAAGAUUUACAGAGAUUUGUUCCUGUAAGAGAAACUGUUGAAGCAACAGGUUUGUCAUAUAUUGAUGGAAUAUUUAAUCUCUUCAAGACACACAAGAUCAAAAAAGUUUCAAGUGAAUUAUUCACUGAAAGAAAAAUCGAUGUUUUUCUUCCAGAAAUUUUGGAAACACAUAGAACAUCUCGCUGGGAUUGGAUGAAUCUAAUUAAAACAUCCUUUGAUGAGAUCUAUCAAUACAUUGAUGACAUGAAGAAGAUGACAUCUCCUAUUCCUUUAGAUCCUAUUGAAAUGUGCAAAUCAAUUUUACCAAAUGAUUUCGAAGCCCAUUUGAAAGGGCAAGUUCCAACAAUUGAUUCAAGGGAAAUCAACUUGAAUUUAGUCAGAGAAAAGAUGAGAGGUUCAUUAAAUGCUUACAAAGAUUUCUUACUUGCUUUCCAACCAAUUAAAUGCUUUGGUGCUUUCGAAGUUAAUUUCACAAAAUACUUUGAUAAUAUCAAACAAAAAACUGAUGAAUUUUACAACUUAGUUUUCAAGUACAUGAAUGCUCAAACUGACAAACAAGUUGAUACAAUCGGUGGCAUGAUAUCAUCCUUGAUUCUUAAGGCAACAGCUGCUCCAAAGACUGUUGAAGAAUGGUAUGACAAACACGUUAUUUUGGCUCAUAUAAUGAUCCAUAUUAAUGAUAUCCAAGCAACACUAGAUUAUUUGCUAGUUAUGUUAGAUUUCAUGGGAGAAUUCUUGUUUGAACCAAGACAAUCAUUUGGUGCAACUUAUAAGAUCAAAUCUGAUUUGCACAAGAUCAUUUUGUCUAUUGAAGAAUUGAACAAGAAAGAUCAAGAAGAAAAAGCCAAAUUCAUCGAACAACACAAGAAAGACAUCGAAAAGAUCCAAGAAGACUUGAAGAUCUUCCAAGAAGAAAUGUUAUUAUAUGUUACAAAAGAUGUCAAUGUCGAUUCAUCAAAGACACAUCUAAGUUUAUUGGAAGACAAGCAACGCCUUAAUAAUUUCAUCAGUACUUGUUCUUUGUAUCAAUCUCGCGAUCAAAAAUUGGACAUGCAACAAACAGAUUAUCCGAUUUUAUCGAAUAUCAAAUCUGAUUUCGAUAUGUUAUUACCUGCAUGGUCAAUUGCUGUUGAAAUUGAUACAACAGCGCAAGAUUGGUUCGGCACAAUUUUCAAGCAAUUGGAUGUACAAAUGAUAUCAGAUACAGUUGUAGAAUGGGAGAACACAUUGAAGAAACUCAUGGAAGACAUCGAAGCAGCAAAGAAUCAAGAUAGACACAAGAAAUUCUUGAGAGAAGGCGUUCAUCCUCUUGAAGCUCCUUACAAAGAACUUCAAGCUCGUGUACAAUAUAUCUUGAUGCAUAUUCCUAUCAUCAGAUAUAUUUGCAAUCCAAAUUACAGACAAAGACACUGGAAACAGAUCUCAGAAACAGCUGGAUUCCAAAUUGGUCCUAAUGAUGAUUACACAUGGAACUGGUUGAUCGAAUUCGGUGUUGAACAACACAUCAUUGCAAUUGCUUCUAUUUCUAAAGCCGCUACAAAUGAAGCUAAAAUCGAAAUUGCAAUUGCUCAAAUGUGUGACGAUUUACAGAAAUUGAGAUUCAAAGUUACUAAAACUGAACAUGGAAUUCACUUGGAUGAUCCUGCAACUGCUUUACUUUUAUUGGCAAAGCAUCAGCAAAUCAUGCAAGAAAUCUUUGUUCCUCCUUAUAUCCAACCGUUCAUUUCCAAAGUCAAAGAAUACGAAUUGUUGGCAGCAAACACAAGACAAAUUCUCAAGCAAAGUAUUGAGACAGAAGAAAGAAUCAAUGAAUUACAGCCAGCCAUGGAAUCAACAGACUUAAAGACACAGCAUUCGAAGAUGACGAAUUUCUUCGAAGACAAAGUUAAAGAUUUCUCCAAUUUCGCAACGAAUUUCAAGUUAUCUGCUACAUUCCACAUGAUUUUGUCCAACCAAUCAACGGCAGAUGAAUGCAAUUCCAUUGCACAAGACUUAGUUAAAGUCAGAGAUCAGUUGCAAGACGUAUUGGAGAUGAAGAGAAAGGCAUUUCCAAGAUUCAGAUUGCUCAGUGAUUCUCAACUUAUCCAAGUCAUUUCUAAUGGCGAAACACCAUCAAAGAUUCCAACAAUAUUUUCUUUGAUGUAUCCUUCAAUUGCCUCCGCUGUUUUCGAGUCAAACACCUACUGUUUGGGCUUCAAUUCACAAGGAGGAGAAUACUUCGAAUUCAUUCAAAAAGUUCGAAUUACUCCUGAAUGCAUUGAAGGUUGGUUCAUCGCUUUCGACCAACAGAUCACAAAUACACUGAAGACACUGGGCAGAAAGAUCAUCCAGUCACCAAUUUCGAAUAUCGAAAAGAUGGCUUUGACAUAUCCUUCUCAGUUAUUGACAUUAGUUUUCAACUUGAACUUCACAACAAAUGUCAAUAAAUGCAUCUCAGAAUUCGAAGGAAAGUUCACAGAAAAUGCUGCUUCUAAACUCAAAGCACAAUUGCAAUUAGUAUAUGAUUCUAUUUGCAACGAUUUGAAGGUUUUGAUGUCAGCAUACAGGAAAUCAUAUCAAGUACAGAUUUCUAACAUGAUCAUUGUCUGCAUGAACCACAAAUCCGUAUUAGAAGAACUCCUCAAGAAAGAGACAAUUACUCCUUUGGAUCCAAUAUGGUUGGCAACUCCGAAAUACACUGUUGUUGAUAUGAACGAUUUCAGUGUAAAUGUAACUGUUGGAAAUGCAACUGUUCCAUAUGGAUUUGAAUACGCAGGCUCCAAUUUACCAGUUAUUAUGACAGAUGGAAUGAGAAAGUUCUUUGUCCAAAUGAUGGCAUGCAUAGUGAAUGGAAGCUUCCCGUUAAUUGCAGGAUGGGCUGCAGACAAGAAACUCGAAUAUUUGAACAAUUUCUUGAAUGCAAUUGGAAGACAACCAUUCAUUUAUCCUUGCCAUUACCAUACAACUAUUGCAAGAAUGCAGGAAUUCAUACAAAAGGCAUCGGAAUGUAAUGCUUUUGUUGCUUUCAAAGACAUUUAUUCAUUGCAACCUGAUGUUUUAAGUGAUUGUUGCAUCGAACUCCUUAAUCUCAAAGAGAAGAUGCCAACACACAUCUUCGCAACUUAUACAUUAGGAUCAGAUCAGACAUGCCACAUCCCAGAAAUCUUGAAGUUGACAUUCAGACCUGUUGAUGUUCCUUCUUCAGAGACAUUUGAAAGAUUCCAAGUUCUUUUGGCUUCUAUGGGCAUUAAAUCUGAUGAAUUGGCAUCCAAACUCUCUGAAAUUGCAAACACAAGUAUCAUGGCGUUCAAAGAACCAUUGUGUUCUGCUCUUUCAUAUGUUUCUCUUGCAUAUUUCAUUCAAAUGGCUCCUGUUUUUUCAAAUGAUCCAGUCACAGAAAUUUUCACAAGAAUCGUUUCAAAUUUGGCUGAUUUAUUCGGUGCCGAUGAUGCCAAAGAAGUCAUUGAUUACAUCAGUUCAGUAUUCGGAAAGACAGCUGAUGUAACAACAGAGGAUCAGGUCAUCCAGAUGCACAAGGAUCCAGAAUUCAACGACAAACUCAACCAGUUGAAUGAAGCUCUCAAGAAACACUCUGGAGUUAUCAUCAAUGGUCCUUACAUGUGUGGUAAAUCAGCUUUGAUUCACGAAUAUUGCCAAUACAAAUGCAUCAAUCCAACAUUUGUUUUGCCAUAUUCAUUUGACUUGCAUGAUCUUUACGGAGACAAGUCAAGUGGCGCUCUUUCAAUGAUGCUUCAAACUAAGGACACAAUUGUUUUCGAUGGCCCAGCCGAUGCUGUUUGGAUGGACACUUUAACAGUUGGUCUUUCCAAUGCAAGAAGAUUGUAUUUCGGUGAUGGCUCUAUCUGCAAUUUAAGACCAGAAACUCGUUUCAUUUUCGAAACAAGUGAUAUCUCUAAGGCGUCUCCAGCAGCUUUAGCAUCUUGUGCUGUUGUUUAUGUUGGAGAUAACUUCCUUACUCUUCAAAAGAGAAUUGAUAAUUUCCUUGAUAAAUUAGAGAAUGAUAAGAACAUUGUUGAACCAUUAAGUCACACAAUUUUGAGCUCAACAAUUCCUAUAUCUAAGUUAAUAAGUGUUUGCAAUGAAUACAUUAACUAUUUCUUAUCACAAAUUGAUGUUCAUUAUCCAUCUUUGACUUCAUUCUUCAAGUGUUUCAGAUCAAUUUUGCUGAAUUAUUAUUUGCAGCCAAUGGGCUCUAAAGUUAAGAGAACUGCUGAGAAACUGUUAGAACAUGUUCCGAAAUUCAUUCUCUUCACAAUGUUCUGGAGCUUCGCAGGAAGAGUUGAUGGCGACGCAAGAGUUAAAUUAGAUCAAAAACUGACAAAUGCAGCAAUGAAGAAAGACAUAAAUCUCAGUGGAAUGAACAUUUCACAAGUCUUCUUUGAAUACAAUACAGAUAAAUGGAUGCCAUGGAGUGAUAUCGGAAAGACAGAUGUCAUUGGCGAUCCAAUGAAAUUAAUUGAUCGCGAACCAAAGCAUUUGUUAUUCGAUCCAGCCGUGAUGAUGCCUCUCGCAUUCCUUUCUCACGAAAUGCUUUCAAGAGGACAACAUGUUAUUGUCACAACACCUCCUGGAAUCGACCAAUCUGCAAUUGCAAACAUUAUCCAGCACAUGCCAAUUAUUAUGGACAGAUUCUCUCCACAAGCUUAUGCAUUCAAAUCAACAGAUAACCAUAAGACAUUGAGGAGAAUGAUGGCUUCUAUAUUACCUGAUUCAAAGUCAAGCCAAAAGGAAGCGAAAUCGCUCGCAUUGAGAAUUCCUUUGCUUUCUAUUUUAGGCUUCGAUUGCAGCGAAAGAAACACAGCCGCUGAAAUUGUAAGAUAUGUUGUAACUCAUAGAGGAAUUCCAAGUGAAAUCGGUGCACAUAAUGAACCAACUUGUGGAUUGACAUUUUGUCUGUUUUCAGAUGAAAAAGCUCUUCAAUCUCCAUUAGCAAACCACACAUUCUCUCUUGCUGUUCCUGGAAUGUCUAAGAUUGCAGAGAUCCACGCUGUCUAUCAAGCAGUUAAAGUUUUGUGGAACAUUGAUAGACCAGAAAUCUCUGGUUUCUUAUUAGAUUUACUUGAAGGAGUCAGACAGACAUUCAAGUUCUCAAUGAGCCAUUUGUUCAUUGUUCUCCAAAGAGUUGGUAAGAUCAUGGUUAACCACGAUGCCGACAAACUCUGUGAUGUUUUGGCACAUCAAGCAGUCAGAGUUUUCUACGAUUCAAUGCAUAGUGAAGCCAUUUUAGCCAGUAUUUCAAUCGCAAUGAGAAACAUCUCGAAUGCAUUGAAUAUGGAAUUGUCAACAAAUGUUUUCGAUAUCGCAGGUAACUCCAUUUUAACAGACUUGAAUUCAGAAAACUAUAGAGAAGUUUCUUGUUUCGCUGAUUUAACUAGGAAGAAAGAGAAAACAAGAGCAAGAAGAGGAUCAAGAAGACAGUCAUUGCUUCGUUUCACAGCAGAUGUUGAAGCACCAAGACAAACCGAUUUGAGUUCCCUCAAAGGUAUCAAUUCCUUCUUGAGAUUGGACAUCAUUUCCGUUGCACAAGCUUUGACAAUUCCAAAGAACCACUUAGAAAUAUUCACAAGCCAAACAACACUUGGAAAAUCAUUGGUCAAAGAAGCUUGCCAAAUAGGAGAUGUCAAUUUCGUUGAGAAAGAAUUGUUCAUUCCAUUGAUGAAGAUAUUCCAUGAUACAUUAUUAGAAGCCGGUAAAACUAAGAAACAUCAAGUUUUAUUCAUCGAUGCAAACACAAUUACAGAUGAAGAACAAAUAAUGUUGAAUGUUUUGAUGAAGACAUUUAAUGUUUUCGGUUUGUUCUCAAGAGGUGAAUUAUUGAACUUAAUGACAGACAUUUAUUCGAAGAAGGGAUUGUACAAUGAUCCAUUUAAUGAUAACUCAUUAGAAACAUUGAAGAACUACAACGAAAUCAUUGCUGAUUUCAUGACAGAUUGCGAAAUGAACUUCCACUUCGCAAUUGUUCAUUUAAGACCAUUAAGAUCAAUUUCUAGUGAUGAUGAAGUUGUUUCUUACGCUUCAAUUUACACACCUUUCUAUUCUCACAACGAUUUCAUCGAUGGCCAUAUCGAAGCAGUCAUGAACAACUUAGUUCCAUUCCAAUACGAAACAUCUGUCAAACAGUACAUGAUUUCGGAUACAUUCAAAGCUUUGAGCAAUUCACCAAUCAUCCAGAGAUAUCCUUAUUUGAUUUCUGUGCAGAACUUGUCACACAUUGUCACUGCUUUCGUUGAAUAUCAGAACAAGAGAUAUCCAAAGAUCAAACAGAGAGUUGAUUCAUACGAACAAUUGAAGACAUUGAGUGAACAAAUCGCUGAAUACAUCAGAGGAGAAAUCCACGCGAUGGAAGAUAUGGAAGCACAAUUGGUUUCUUUGACACAUGAAUUCGAAGAAUCAGAGAAACAAUUGGAAGAAAUGCAGAAGGUAACAGAUGAAGAAAUGGCUAAUACAGACAGAGAAACAUCAAUAUUAAGACAAGAAGAAAUCAAGGCUGAUCAAAUGAGAAGAGAAUUGGCACAAGAACUACAGAAAACAAACCAAAUUCUCGAUGUCGCCACACAAGAAAUCAAGAACAUCAAAGCAUCAGAUAUCGCUGUCAUCAAGAACAUGCCUAACCCUCCAGUCGGUGUCGUCUUAGUCGUUCCUGCAUUGACAACAUUGCUCGGUGUAGAUACAACAGGAACGAACAUGAACACAGAAGAAGGAAGAAACAAAUUGUGGUCAAUUGGUCGUAAAAUCAUGGGUGAAGCAUCAUUCAAAAACAAAUUAACUGGAUCAGUAAAUGAAAGCAUUUCUGUUCAAACAGUUAAUAAACUAAGAACAAUAGUUUCUGAUCCUAAUUUCCAGCCUUCUGUCAUUGAAAGAUCAUCAUCUGCUGCUAAAGCAAUUGCUCUAUUCAUCAGAGCAAUUAUUCCUUACGCAGAAGCAAUUUGGAACCAUAAAGAAAGAGUCAAAGCAAUGCAGGUUGUCGAAGAAAACUUAGAACAACUCAGAAAGAAAUCAGAAGAAGCAGUUGAUAAACUCAAUCAAUGCAAGAAGAAGACAUUGGAACUCACAGAAAACAAAGAGAAACUGGUCAAACAAAGAGAAACAAUUGAAAGCAAAAUCCAGAAACAGAGAAAUAACAUCGAAGAUUACAAAUCUGUUGAAGAAAUUGUUAAGGAUUACGUAACUAAAUGCAAUGAAGAGUACGAAAGAUUGGUCUUAGAAGCACAAAGAACAGAGAAAUUGUCAUUCCUCCAGAUGGUUUUCAUGAAUGUCGCUGGCCCUUAUAAUGACAAAGAAAGAGAUGAAAUAUAUGAGGCAAUUAAAUUCGAAGGAUACACAAGAAAAGAUUGCCUUACAAACGACGAACCAUUAGUUGAGAAAUGGAACAGAACUAAUAUGCCUGUUUCAUGGCAUUGGCGCGAAAACACUUCAAUGUUAUCUCCUGACAACGGAAGAUGGGUUGUUGCAGAAAACGCUUACAUGUUGUCAACAAGUUAUUUGAAGAAAGUCGUUUGCAGACAAAGUGUUCAGUUCCUUUCAGCCAAAUCAAAGACAUUUGAUGAUGAAUUUGUUAAUUCUAUUUCAUCACAAGUCGGAAUUGUUUUAUACGAUUUCGAUUUCAACAAUCCAAACUUGGUUGUUCCUGUUAUUUGUCGAGCAAGAGAAACAGGAUCUUCAAUUGUUUACAACAACGAAACAAUUAAAGUUCCUAAGGAAUUCUUUGUUCUCUUCGCUGUUGAUGAAUUGCCAAAGUUAGAAUCACUCGGUAUGGAUGUUUUACUUAUUAAAUUCGAUAUCAACAACGAAGUAAACACAGAACAAAUCGCUCUCAAAGCAUUCGAGCUCACAAAUACAAAUAACUAUCAAGAAUCAAUUGUCAUUGAUAACAAAAUUAUCACAACACAACAAUCGAUUCUUGAUAAGAGGAAUGAACUCAAGGAUUUGCUGAUUAACACAGGAAGUGGAAUCUUCAAGAACAGACAAGUCCAAACAGACAUGGAAGUUUUCUUGAGAGAAAUUGGAGAUUUAGAAGUUCAAUUAACUGCUUUCCACGAGAAAUUCAACUCUCUUUGGGCUGAUUAUCCGAAUAUUUUCAAUCUUUCCAAAGAAGUUGUUGAUAUAUUCGAGAAAUAUCCUGUUCCUUCUUCUCUUUGGAAGAUGAUUGAAGGUGCUUUCUCUGCAUUAAACGGCAUCAGAAAAGAUGAUUUUGUCAAGACUGUUUCUGAAGUAAUUACUCCUGUUUUAGCUGCUGUUUUACCACCAUCAUCUCCAUUACAGAUCGAUAACCAACAACUACAACAAGUCGACCAGAUCUACAAAAUGAGUGGCGCUCCAAGACCAAUCAUUAUCAGAGCAACAGACACUAUUUUCGCUAUUUCUUCUUUGUUGUCUUAUUUGCAGGGAAGAAAACUUACUGUUAUUCCUCCUUCAAAGAUACUCAAAUAUGUAGUUAGUGGAAUGCAGACAGGAACAAUCUGUGCAACUGUCUGCACUUCUACUGAAUCAUUACAUGAUAUAUUAGGCCCGAUUUCCAAGAACUUGGGAGCAAACUUUGUUUCAAACGAAUUUAGAUUGUUCAUUUAUGUUUUGGGAGAAGGAUUGGAGUUACACUCAAGAUUGUUCACAAAGACAGACCAAAUCUUCUACAAACAUCCAGCAAACGCAACACAGAUUUGCUCAGAAACAUGCAGGAAGUUAAAGAAGGAUUUAGUUCUCACAGGAAUUCCGAAAUUGGAUUCAGAAAUUUCAGAAAGAAAUACAAAGUUGUUCAAUGCUCGUGCUCAUGUCUUUGAAAACUGCAACAUUUCAUUGACAAUGGCUCGAUUGAUGACAAGGAACAAAGAUCAGAUCUUCGACUUCAUCAAGACAUACAUGUACUCGAAUGGAGUCAUGACAGAUGAGAAGUUGGAGAGAUUGAAGAUUGUUGAUGAUUCACCAAGUGCAGUUGAUUUCUCAAAGAUCAAAUGCCAAAACUAUAUGUCAGAAGAAAAAGUUAAGAAGGUUAUUCAAUUGAAGAAAGAUGGAAACAAGAUGGUUCUGUUCUUGGAUAUCAACAGAAGAGAUCCUUCUUCUGUUCCUAUUACAGGAAUUGACCUUGUUGGUAAUUUCAACAAUGAUUCACUUGUCAAAUCAUGUGGAUUCGAAAUUGUUAAGAUGUCUCAAGACUUAGUUCCAAUCAGAUUGCUUAAGGAUGGAAGAUUACUCGCAAGAGUUUAUGUGAAGAAGUCAGAUGAAGUUAGAUACGCACUUGUUAACUAA